Messenger RNA from Macroventuria anomochaeta, 330 nucleotides. RefSeq lists its product as uncharacterized. The coding region runs from base 1 to 330 and encodes 109 amino acids. Gene Ontology annotation, cellular component: mitochondrial outer membrane. The transcript is spliced from 2 exons. NCBI's taxonomy places the organism in Eukaryota, Fungi, Ascomycota, Dothideomycetes, Pleosporales, Didymellaceae. Gene Ontology annotation, biological process: mitochondrial outer membrane translocase complex assembly; protein insertion into mitochondrial outer membrane. The record is from RefSeq and is a predicted model, not a curated record.
AUGUCCCUGAGCAACCACAGCUUCAUCGAGCCGCAUGUGAGCUCCUCCGAGGCCGACAUUGACUCCCUCCCAUCCUCUUCCACGAGCUCCUCGGUCGAUGAAGACGAAUAUGUGUCGGACGCAGAAAGAGAGUGGAGGGAGUCGCUGCAGCAAAUGGAGCUGCUGUUGACAAUGAUCAUGGUACCUUACAUCGGGAAAUACUUUGGGCGGAAGUUCGCAUACUACGGCUGGGCAAAGUUUAUGGAAUGGAAGUACCCUGUCGAGGUCGUCAUCACAAACAAGACAGCGUUUAAGGCAGCAGGAGCGAUCGAGGCAGCAGCAACAUUAUAA